ACCUUGGAUUACCAACGGCGUCGUUUCUUACUCCACUUGCCUCGCAGAUGUGCGCUUUCCCAAGUUUUUCUCUUUACUCUUUAGAUUUUAGCACGUUAACUGGAUGUGAAAACGUCUGAGAGCGAUUUCUCAAGCGGUGAUGAUGGGGUCUAGUGGAAACACAGAGUCGAAGGUGGUGAAGGGCGAUGCUGGUUACGUGCUUGAAGAUGUUCCUCACUUGACUGAUUACAUUGCUGAUCUUCAGACCUAUCCCAACCCAUUGCAGAUGAAUCCUGCUUAUUUGGUGGUCAAGCAGUAUUUUGUCAAUGAGGACGACACUGUUGCCCAAAAGAUUGUUGUUCACAAGAAUGGUCCAAGGGGAACACACUUUCGACGUGCAGGACCUCGUCAAAAGGUAUAUUUUGAGUCUGAUGAAGUACAUGCAUGUAUAGUAACAUGUGGUGGUCUAUGCCCUGGCCUCAACACAGUGAUUCGGGAAAUUGUGUGUGGCCUUUAUCACAUGUAUGGUGUCAACAAAAUUCUUGGAAUAGAUGGAGGCUACAGGGGGUUUUAUUCCAAAAAUACUGUCACUUUGACACCAAAGGUUGUCUAUGAUAUCCAUAAACGUGGUGGUACAAUCCUUGGGACUUCAAGAGGAGGACAUGACACCUCAAAGAUUGUUGACAGCAUUCAGGACCAUGGAAUCAGUCAGGUGUAUGUCAUCGGAGGUGAUGGAACUCAAAAGGGAGCAGCUGUGAUUUAUGAGGAACUAAGGAGGCGUGGUCUUAAAGUAGCUGUUGCUGGAAUCCCCAAAACCAUUGAUAAUGACAUUCCGGUGAUUGAUAAGUCCUUUGGUUUUGAUACUGCGGUUGAGGAGGCUCAACGUGCCAUUAAUGCAGCACAUGUUGAAGCUGAAAGUUCUGAGAAUGGUAUUGGUGUUGUGAAGUUAAUGGGACGCUAUAGCGGUUUCAUUGCAAUGUAUGCAACUCUUGCCAGCAGAGAUGUAGAUUGUUGUUUGAUUCCAGAGUCUCCCUUCUAUCUUGAAGGAAAGGGUGGACUACUUAAAUUUAUUGAAAAACGGCUAAAAGAGAAUGGACACAUGGUUAUUGUUGUAGCUGAAGGAGCUGGACAGGAUCGUGUUUCUGAGUCAUUGCAGUCCAUGGAUGAUCAAGAUGCUUCAGGGAAUAAACUGCUUCAAGAUGUUGGAUUAUGGAUUUCCCACAAGAUUAAGGAUCAUUUUGCAAAACAUCAAAAGACAGUCAUUAAUCUCAAAUAUAUAGAUCCUACAUACAUGAUACGGGCAAUCCCAAGCAAUGCAUCAGAUAAUGUGUAUUGCACUCUCCUUGCUCACAGUGCAAUUCAUGGAGCAAUGGCUGGAUAUACAGGGUUCACUGUUGGCCCAGUAAAUGGCAGACAUGCUUACAUUCCUUUUCAUCGCAUCACUGAAACGCCGAACAAAGUUGUCAUUAGUGACAGGAUGUGGGCUAGACUUCUUUCUUCAACCAACCAGCCAAGCUUCUUAAGUUCCAAAGAUAUUUACGAAGCCAAGGAUGAGGAAGGACCUCCAACGCAAUUAUUGGAUGGGGAGUAUUGCAAAGAUACAAGUCAAUGACGAGGGAUUCCUAUUUCCUAGUAUGCACCAGAUGUCUGUAUCUUCAUCAUGGAUAGAUCUGUCUGUGGUUGUGCUUGUCGUAUGAGCAGAGAUGAUGACAAAUUCUAUGAAGUGAUUCAUUGGGGGCCUUUUAGAAUUUAUUCAUUGUGCUGGCCACUCCACUGUGUUGGACUAUGGUUUUCCAUUUUGCCAUAAAUUCCAGGCAACUGAAAGUCUGAAAGGCAAUGGUAUUUUUUUUUUAGUUUCCUUAUGAAGGAAGAGAUGAGGUAGCAUUUUAGUUUCUAUUUUGAAAUUUUAUCAUACAUUGGCCUUGUUA
Tripterygium wilfordii is the source of this 1907-nucleotide messenger RNA. RefSeq names its product ATP-dependent 6-phosphofructokinase 3. Gene Ontology annotation, biological process: glycolytic process; fructose 6-phosphate metabolic process. NCBI's taxonomy places the organism in Eukaryota, Viridiplantae, Streptophyta, Magnoliopsida, Celastrales, Celastraceae. The record is from RefSeq and is a predicted model, not a curated record. The transcript has 13 exons. Gene Ontology annotation, cellular component: cytoplasm. Bases 140 to 1591 code for a protein of 483 amino acids. Gene Ontology annotation, molecular function: ATP binding; 6-phosphofructokinase activity.